Molecule: messenger RNA, 2956 nt
Organism: Sinocyclocheilus anshuiensis
Lineage: Eukaryota; Metazoa; Chordata; Actinopteri; Cypriniformes; Cyprinidae
Product: G-protein-signaling modulator 1-like
Exons: 14
Coding region: 302-2380 (692 amino acids)
Biological process (GO): establishment of mitotic spindle orientation
Cellular component (GO): cell cortex
Molecular function (GO): GDP-dissociation inhibitor activity; G-protein alpha-subunit binding
Source: RefSeq, a predicted model, not a curated record
CUGGUCAGCGUUCAUGCGGGUUUCUUUGUUCCCAAUGGAUAUUUGGAGUUCAGAAGGAAGUGUCAACUAGCAGUUGCUUUAUGAAAUUUCAAAAAUAUUUGUUGGUGUUUUUGGAGAGUCCAGUGUUUAUGUUUCUCAAUGGAUCCAACUGAGAAAAUCUGAGAACUAUCCGAUUGUCUAUUAACCUGGACUCGUGGAAUGUGAUUGUGAACCAUCAUCUUGAGAUCUUCAGGUGCUGUAGCUGACCUUGCUCAUCUGAUUUGUUGCGUUGUUUUGUGACUGUGAUUUUUGUAUAUUGUGGAUGAUGCCAACUGAAGCGUUUCCUCUGAGUGGGGCUCAGAUAGCCUUGUGUCGUCUGGUUCAUCACGGCCCCAGACCACAGGCCACGCUGAGACCUCUGAACCAGGAGCUCAGGCUCUAUGUUGAGAAGACACGCACCAAACCUAAAUGCAGGAUGGAGGCAUCUUGUCUGGAGCUGGCGCUGGAAGGGGAGAGACUGUGUAAAGCGGGAGAUUUUAAAGGUGGUACAGCCUUCUUUGAAGCUGCUGUUCAGGUGGGAACAGAAGAUCUCAAGACCCUCAGUGCCAUUUACAGCCAGCUGGGUAACGCUUACUUCUACCUGAAGGAGUAUGGCAAAGCCCUGGAGUACCAUCGGCACGACCUCACGCUCGCCCGGACAAUCGGGGACCGGAUCGGGGAGGGGAAAGCCAGUGGGAAUCUGGGGAACACUCUGAAGGUUUUGGGCCGCUAUGAUGAAGCAGUUGUGUGCUGUCAGAGACACCUGGACAUUUCUCAAGAACAAGGAGACAAGGUCGGCGAGGCCAGGGCUCUGUAUAACAUGGGGAACGUGUUUCAUGCCAAAGGAAAGCAGCAGCUGUGGGGCAUCUCACAGGAUCCCGGAGAGCUUCCUCCUGACGUCAGAGACACGCUGCAGCGAGCCACGGCUUUCUAUGAGAUGAACCUCUCUCUGGUAAAGGAGCUGGGAGACCGAGCAGCGCAGGGAAGAGCCUUCGGUAACCUCGGGAACACUCAUUACCUGCUGGGUAAUUUCGUUGAGGCCAUCAAGUUCCACAGAGAGCGUCUCUCCAUUGCAAAGGAAUUUGGCGACAAGGCCGCCGAGCGCAGAGCGUACAGUAACCUAGGCAAUGCUCUCAUUUUCCUUGGCCAGUUCAAUGCAGCCACAGAGUAUUACAGGAACACUCUGCAGCUCUCUCGGCAGCUGAAGGAUCAGGUGAUGGAAGCUCAAGCGUGUUACAGUCUGGGAAACACGUAUACGCUGCUGCAGGAGUAUGAACGCGCCAUAGACUAUCACCUCAAACACCUGCUCAUCGCUCAGGAGCUCAAUGACAGGGUCGGGGAGGGCCGGGCCUGCUGGAGUCUGGGCAACGCUUACGUGUCGUUGGGAAACCACCGUCAGGCUCUGCACUACACCCGGAAACACCUGGACAUCUCCAGAGAGAUCGGGGACAGGAACGGAGAGCUGAUCGCCAGGAUGAAUGUGGAGGAGCUGAUGGAGGCUCUCGGGGUGAAGGAGGGCGAUCUCUCGCCGUCUGAAUCUGAGUUUGAAGUGCAGGGAGCCAGACCCAAGUUCACCAAGAAGAACAGCAUGGACAGUGUUGACCUGUGGAAAUACAGCUCUGAAAAGAAUGAAGAUGCUCCAGAUGUUGAUGGUGUUUCAAGGAAGUCGAGGAACCAGCUGUCUCAGUCGAGCAGAAGCAAAAGUUACGCGGACAGUCAGUCGUCAGAUGAAAGACAGUGGCUCGACUCGCCUGUGGACACGGAUGACAUCACUGUUGACGUCACACCUCCAAAACUGGCUCGUGACGCGUCAGAUGAGGACUGCUUCUUUGACCUGUUGAGUAAGUUUCAGAGCAGCCGUAUGGAUGACCAGCGCUGUCAGCUGGAUGAGCCGUCCAAUGGAGAGAACGCAGGAGGAGCGGAUCGAAACACACUCAAUGACAUGAUCGGUCAGUCACAGUAUGCCAGUCUGCUGACGUCUCCUCAGACUGAAGAACUGUUCGAUUUGAUCGCCAGCUCUCAGAGCCGCCGUCUGGACGAUCAGAGGGUGAGCGUCAGUAACCUGCCCGGACUCAGAAUUACCCACAAUAACCUGGGCCACCUGUGUGGAGAGAGCGACCCUCAGGAGCCCAGCGAUGACUUCUUCAACAUGCUCAUAAAGUGCCAGUCAUCCAGGAUAGAUGACCAGCGCUGCUCUCCUCCUGAAGGGGGUCCGCGGGCCCCAACCGUCCCAGACGAGGAUUUCUUCAGCCUAAUACAGAGAGUUCAGGCCAAACGAAUGGACGAGCAACGCGUGCAGCUCCAAUCUUAUGAACAGGAGACGGACGAGGACGAGAGAGAGCCGGGGGUCGCAGACUCCUGAAGAAACCCGGGGCCAAAUGACAAACAACGAGGACUGAAUGAGAGAGGACGUUUCAUGGGGAACGUUUUGGAUGGACUCUUUCAUGAGAUGAAGAAAUGUGCACAAAGAGACGCAUGUGAGACAUGAAAACACAAGUGCCAUCUCAGUAUACGGUGCAGUUUUACGCCUCCUGUGCUUUACAGCCAAUGAUCCAUGACGUUUGAUAGAGUUUAUAUUGAAUGGAGGAACAGACAUUAGGGACGCAACUCUCUGGGCGAAUUCACUAAGAAUCAGUGAUUCUGUUGUUCAUUUGCAAACACUGCCUGCACUGUUUUAGCACCUGAUUAACAAAAGAAAUUUAACAAAUGAGGUGCAAAAACAUCUAAAAAAUGUCUGCAUCUGAACGCACAGCCAGUCAUAACCAUCUUUUCCAUUUGAUCAUUUAUGCAUUUAGCAAAUGCUUUUAUCCAAAGUGACUUGCAGUGCAAAAGAGGAACAAAAGCAACAAACAUCACAUUAUCUACAUAUUAUAGUGAUAGUUCACCCAGAAAGGAAAACAUGCUGUUAAUUUACUCAUCCAAGAUGUAGGUGUUUAUU